Messenger RNA from Fusarium fujikuroi IMI 58289, 1434 nucleotides. RefSeq lists its product as uncharacterized. The record is from RefSeq and is a predicted model, not a curated record. The transcript has a single exon. NCBI's taxonomy places the organism in Eukaryota, Fungi, Ascomycota, Sordariomycetes, Hypocreales, Nectriaceae. Bases 1 to 1434 code for a protein of 477 amino acids. Gene Ontology annotation, molecular function: DNA binding.
AUGACGUUUGCGACGCGUCGGAGUCUUCGUCGCUCGCAGACAAUCGACCAUGAUGAACUCGCUGAUACAAAAAUUGGGUUAAUCUCGAUGCCUCCCUCCACUCAGCCAAAGCGUCGAGGACGACCGCCAAAGUCAUUGACAUCCGUAUCGCGCGGGCUUACUGGCUCCAAGCCUCGUGGACGACCGCCAAAGUCAUUGACAUCCGUAUUGCGCGGAAAGCUUACUGGCUCCAAGCCUCGUGGACGGCCUCCUGGACGGCCUUCCAGCACUGCUCCUCACAUAAUGACCGACAAACGCAUCGCACUGAAGCUGGGCUGGCGACUGCGGAAAGCCACGAUGGGCAAGCGAGUCGGCAAUGCCGCUCGAUCGGUAUACCUUCUUUCGCACCAGUGGCCGUGGGACCUGGUCGCAGGCUUCAAACCAAAGACAUGGAGCAUCCCGGCUGUGGAGAAUUUGAGGAAGCUCUUUAAUAUUAUCUAUCGAGUCUAUCCAGCGGAUGAGCAUCAGAACGACUUUCGGUUUGUCAAGAAUUAUCUACGCGAAUGCGCAAUGAAGCGCCAUCGACGGCGCCCGCAAUUGAAAAACUGCGACGUCGAGGAUGCAUGCGAUUAUUUCGCAGAUAGCGAUAAUGCCAGGCGUGAUGUUAUUCACACAGCAGUGACGCGAACGAAGACCUCAAUCAGCACAGUCGUGCCAGAAGACGAAGAUGGAUGGCAAGACUUUAGAGAUCAUCACCAUUUUGGCGACGAGGAUGAUGAAGAAUAUGUUGACAUUGCUACUCCUGCAAAGCGAUCACGAACACCCUCUUCACCUUUGCUGAGCCCGAAGCGAGCAAGAACGGCGGAGUCCACCGAGCCACGCCAACAGACCAUCGCAGACAUCACCAAAUCAUUACAAUCAUUGCACGCCCAAAAGCAGAAAGAACUCGAAGCGGUAACCAAUUCACUGGACGAGAUCGCAGCUUCAAUCCAAGCAAGUGAAGCAGCGCAAAUAAAUCACAUAAACGAAAAAGUUGACAAAUUGACCUCCGACGUGAAGGCCUACGAAACAGAACGGGAGAAGAUCCUCAAAGCUCGAAACUUUAUGGAAAACCACCACGAAGUCAUGAGGAUGGAAGAAGACGAGCUCGCAAAGAGACUGCAGAUGUACACGUCAGACCUCGAAGAAUGCGAUAAAUUAAUUGCGCAGGCAGAGGCCGAUGUUUACAAAGAGCUAGAUCAGAUUAAGCAGAAGGAUGUCAACCUGGCAGAUGAGGAGAAGAGGCUGGAAGGACGUGUGAAGGAGGUUCUGGAGGAGGUUAGACAUUGCAGUGUUGUCGAGACGUUGGUGAGGUUGGGGCCUGGCGGGAUGGCCAAGUUAUUGGGGAGACUGGAGGGAAAUGGUGUUGAGUUGGUUGAGAUGGCGGAGAGUAUCAUGAAUGAGGCUGAGGUAUAG